ACAUAUCUCAUAACCAAGACUAGAUUCAAUUAUUCUACAACUAUUGAAAAUUAUUCCUAUCAGGCUAUCCUGGACUUCCCCAAAUAACCUCACUUUAUUCUCACUUUCUAUAAACUCUUCCAACACCAUUAAUGCCUCAUUUUCCCUUCUUUUAAACUCUUGUCAAACAAACACACAAAAAACAGUCUUUUUAGUCAACUGUUCUCUCUCUCCUCUAAUACUUCUCCGGCGCCGGAAAAUAUGUCGGCGGUAGAUGGGUUCCGACCACUUAAUGAAACAUCAUUGGUUGAGUAUAUAAAAGCAACCCCUUCUCUGUCUUCAAUACUUGGUGAUUCCGACAACUUUCAGAUCAAAGAAGUUGGAGAUGGUAACCUUAAUUUUGUCUACAUCGUUGUCUCCCCUUCUGGUUCUGUUGUCAUCAAACAGGCACUUCCUUACAUACGCUGCAUUGGCGAAUCAUGGCCAAUGACAAAAGAACGUGCUUAUUUUGAGGCGGUGACAUUGAAAGAACAUGGUCGCUUGUGUCCUGCUCAUGUUCCAGAGGUUUAUCACUUUGAUCGUCUAAUGUCUUUGAUUGGCAUGCGUUAUUUGAAGCCUCCACACAUCAUCCUUAGAAAGGGUUUGAUUGCUGGAGUUGAAUAUCCAUUGCAUUCAGAACACAUGGCAGAAUAUAUGUCAAGGACUUUGUUCUAUACCUCUCUUCUUUAUACUACCACUACGGAGCAUAAAAAAAGAGUUGCUGAGUUCUGUGGAAAUGUGGAGUUGUGCCGGCUUACUGAGCAGGUUGUAUUCUCUGAUCCGUACAAGGUAUCUGAGUAUAACCGUUGGACUUCUCCUCACCUUGAUCGUGAUGCCGAGGCUGUUCGUGAUGACAAUGAUUUGAAGCUUGAAGUUGCUCAGAUGAAAUCCAAGUUCUGUGAAAGAGCACAGGCUCUUAUUCACGGAGAUCUCCACACUGGUUCUGUCAUGGUCACUCAGGAUUCAACUCAGGUGAUUGAUCCAGAAUUUGCCUUCUAUGGGCCGAUGGGAUUUGACAUAGGAGCUUAUCUGGGAAACCUUAUUUUGGCCUUCUUUGCUCAAGAUGGACAUGCAAAUGAAGAGAAUGACCGAAAGGCUUACAAGAGAUGGAUCCUCAAAACUCUCGGUGACACUUGGAAUCUAUUCCACCAAAAAUUUAUCGCUCUUUGGGAUGAAAACAAGGAUGGACCUGGUGAAGCAUAUCUUCCACAGAUUUAUAACAAUCCUGAUGUUCAGAAACUCGUGCAAACAAAGUAUAUACAAGAUUUGUUCCAUGAUUCUCUAGGAUUUGGCUCUGCCAAAAUGAUAAGGAGAAUCGUUGGUGUGGCACAUGUUGAGGACUUUGAAUCAAUUACUGAUGCUUCCAAACGAGCUGACUGUGAGAGGAAGGCGCUCAACUUUGGAAAAAUGCUCAUGAAGAAACGCAGGAAUUUUGCUUCUAUUGAUGAAGUAAUCACAGCUAUACAGGAGGUUGAUUCAUAAUUUGUUGAUGUUGCAUCACGCACAAGUUCAUAGAUGUAAUUUUAGGAAUAAUCGAUGAGCUUCUUUGAGGUUGAUAGUCUACAAGACUACAACUCUGUUGAUCGUAUUAAUACAUCGAGUGAAGGAAACAAUACAACUCAUGAGUGAGUAAGUUUAUAUUUCUCUCCUAGUUUCAUGGUUUCCCUUUUGAUUUAGCAUAUUUCGGCAAAGAUGCAUGUAUAGUUGAACCUUGAACGCCUCAUAAUUUAUCCGUAAACGUAACUACAAGUACCCUUAUAGUAAAAA
Chenopodium quinoa (quinoa) is the source of this 1785-nucleotide messenger RNA. RefSeq names its product methylthioribose kinase-like. The transcript is spliced from 6 exons. Gene Ontology annotation, molecular function: S-methyl-5-thioribose kinase activity. Bases 241 to 1500 code for a protein of 419 amino acids. Lineage: Eukaryota; Viridiplantae; Streptophyta; Magnoliopsida; Caryophyllales; Amaranthaceae. The record is from RefSeq and is a predicted model, not a curated record.